AUGUGUUCUACUACAGUACUUUCCAAUUCUAUUGAUAUCAAAGACAGGCAUGGUGCAAAUAUACUUGUGCUUUUUGAUGUAGAUGGUACAUUGACUCCUUCAAGAGAUGUAGUUAGUCGAGAGAUGUUCGACCUUCUCUUAGAAUUGAAAAAGAAAGUGGUUAUUGGUUUCGUUGGUGGUAGUAAUCUUGAAAAACAGCAAGAACAGCUUGGACUUGAUGGAAUGUCGGUGAUUGAUAUUUUUGAUUAUGCUUUUCCUGAGAAUGGUUUGGUUGCAUAUGAGCAAGGAAAACUUUUGGAAUGUCAGUCCUUUAUUAAAUGGUUGGGUGAAGAAAAAUAUAAGAAGUUUGCCAACUUUUGUUUAAGAUAUAUGUCCGAAAUAGAUAUCCCUAUUAAAAGAGGAACGUUCAUUGAGUUCCGCAAUGGAUUGGUAAAUGUUUGCCCUAUAGGACGUAAUUCAAGUAUACAAGAGCGCAAUGAGUUUGAAGAAUAUGACCAAGUAUAUGAGAUACGGAAAAAAUUCGUUAAUGUCCUCCGUGAAGAAUUUAAAGAAUAUGGACUUGUUUUUUCAAUUGGUGGACAAAUUUCUUUUGAUGUUUUUCCUAAAGGUUGGGAUAAGACAUACUGCUUGAGACAUGUUAAAGACAAAGGGUUCAAGUAUAUCUAUUUUUUUGGUGAUAAGACAUACGAAGGAGGAAAUGAUUGGGAAAUUUACAAUAGCCCGUUAACAAUUGGAUACUCUGUUAAAACACCUAGAGAUACUAUAAGAAUUCUUCGAGAGUUAUUUUUUAAUGAGGAUUCAUUUCCUGUAUAA
Messenger RNA from Pneumocystis jirovecii RU7, 813 nucleotides. RefSeq names its product phosphomannomutase SEC53. Bases 1 to 813 code for a protein of 270 amino acids. Gene Ontology annotation, cellular component: cytosol. The record is from RefSeq and is a predicted model, not a curated record. NCBI's taxonomy places the organism in Eukaryota, Fungi, Ascomycota, Pneumocystomycetes, Pneumocystales, Pneumocystaceae. Gene Ontology annotation, molecular function: phosphomannomutase activity. The transcript has 8 exons. Gene Ontology annotation, biological process: protein N-linked glycosylation; mannose metabolic process; GDP-mannose biosynthetic process.